ACAUUAUGUUGUGUUGUAUCCCGCCAAAGGCAUAUUUAUUUUUCCCAAUUAAUUUGGUGAAAAAGAUGUUUUUAUUUCCUUUCCCUCUCUUUUUUCUGAGUUAUUUUCGGUGACCAUAACAUAAACCCAACGAUUCAGUUUCUCCAAUCCCUAAUUCCUCCUUUUCCGCUACGAUUCCCUAAACCCUAAUUUCACCGUUUUCUUCUCUCGUUCACUCCGCGACUAAUAACUCAGGGCUGUCUAUUGCUAUGUUCCUUGGCUUCUUGGUCCAAACUGUAAAGAAGCAAGGAAUAGAGUACUAGUUAUCAUUUAUCUUUAAUGCUGAAAGAGAUUUUUGGACAAAUUUUGAACCCUAAUUUUCCAAAACUGAGCCAUUGAAAGAAGUAUGUCGGGUGGGUUAAGCGUACCGCAUCAUGUUAUAAUUCAAGCUCUCUUGUCACGGGGCCCGCUCAAGGAGAAAGACUUACACUCCAUGUUCGAGGAUCUCACUAAGAAAAAUCCAGGCACUGAUCGUCGGCUAUUUGAUGCGUUUAUUCUGGCAAUGAACAAGGCCCUUACUUUUGCUAACUUUGAGUUGCGUGGCUGCAUUGAUCAAUAUGAUGGCCAAGUUUAUUAUGGAAUAGUUAAUACUGUUUCAGAUGAACAGUCCAAGCUGGGUACAAAGUAUACAGUUCCACAAAUUGCUUUCUAUAAGGCCAUUAUUGAAGCAAUAGUUCAAGAUGCCACUGCAGAUGGUUUUAUCUCCAGCAUUGGUGCUCUCAAUCUUAAUUUGGAAAGCCAGGUUACACUUGUGACUGAUUCAGAAUCUCAAGGAAGCCAACCACAUGUGCCACAUGCAUUGAAGAAUUUUGGUUUGACUCAAAAGCAAAAUACUCUUAGAGAACUUGCGAGGGACUUGUGGUUGGACAUGCCUGCAGAUGGUAAUGUUAGACUUGGUGUAAAAUCAUUCCUUGAUCUCCGCAGUUGGUUUCGAAGUAAUGAUGUUCCAUCCUGUCACGUUUGCAAUGAAGCUGGAAUAAAGGCAGAGCUGUGCAAAAAUGAAAAUUGUACUGUACGAAUUCAUCACUACUGCCUGAAGCAAAUUUUCUCGCAGAUAAAGGCUGCAAAAGCUUGCCCAAGUUGUGGCACUUCAUGGCCAUUUGCAGUACCCAAAGCAGAAGCCGUAGAGACUGAAGAUGACACUGGACCUAGGCAAAGUCAACGAGCAACUGGUUCUAAAGGAAAGAGGCGAAGAGCCAAUACAAUUGUUGAGGAUGACGGAGUUGGAUGCAGCAAUCAGCAUGAGCUGAAUGGACCUACUGAGAGCCAGCAUGACAAUGGACGGGCACAAACAAGGACUAGGUCACGUAGCACACUUGAAGCAGAUACAGUAGGCCCUGAUGCAUCUCAAUCAUCAUCAGGUGUCUCUGAUCUGCGAAGAAUAACCCGAAAAUAUUCCGGUCGGACCUAAACUUACAACAGUGCCCUAGGGAUUGCUAGGCGAUGCACUAUAUUUUGCUGCUGACAAUUUUUUGGGGGAGCUUCAUUGAUAUGUAUAAUUGUGCUGUACUAGUUUUUUUACUAGUGAUGCAGUUAGGUAGUUUUGAGUAGCUAUUUAAAAUUUAGCAAUAUCUUGUUGUGGUAGACUGACCUGUGGCUCGAAACACAAACCUUCUAGUGAUCUAAAUAUCAGCUUGUAUAUUCGUGUCAAUGCCAUUGAGGUAGGGGCAUUGAUGUUAUGCUCAACUUUGCUAUUGUUUUUUGUUGUUACAGCCUUGAUAUUGUUUAAUAGUGUUAUGCAUCUUCAAUCGUGUCA
Messenger RNA from Medicago truncatula (barrel medic), 1795 nucleotides. RefSeq names its product non-structural maintenance of chromosomes element 1 homolog. Gene Ontology annotation, cellular component: Smc5-Smc6 complex; nucleus. Gene Ontology annotation, molecular function: ubiquitin-protein transferase activity. Lineage: Eukaryota; Viridiplantae; Streptophyta; Magnoliopsida; Fabales; Fabaceae. Gene Ontology annotation, biological process: double-strand break repair via homologous recombination. The transcript is spliced from 8 exons. The record is from RefSeq and is a predicted model, not a curated record. The coding region runs from base 386 to 1450 and encodes 354 amino acids.